GUUUUUUGCGUGCGCGCUUCAUCCCCCAUCUCCUACGUUCGUGUUAGGAGAGGCGAGCGGAGGUUACGUGCGCGCUCCCCCUCUCCACCCCCUCAUCUGGGUGCAGACGAGACAGCUGGCGGUGGGGGCGUGCUUGUGCGCGUUCGCGUGCUGUCGGUCGGCGACCCCGCUACUCCCUCUCUCUCCGUGCCUGCGCCUUGCUUUCCCCCUCACCACCCCACCGCAGGGGACGCGCAGCGGGGGGGAGGGGGACCAAGAUGGCGGCGGCCGGGUCGGCCGCUUGGGCCGCUCUAGAGGCGACGCUGGAGAAGAAGCUGCUGACGGUGACCAACACGAUGGACAGUAUCCAGGGCCUGUCCGCCUGGAUCCUCGACAACAAGAAGCACUACACCUCCAUCGUCAGGCAUUGGAUGAAGUGCAUGAGGAAAGCUUCAAUUCCUCAUCGAUUGAACCUUUUCUAUGUUGCCAAUGACGUUAUUCAGAAUUGCAAAAGGAAAAAUGCAAUUGUAUUUCGAGAUGCUUUCUCAGAGGUUCUAGUUGAAGCAGGCACAUUGGUCAGGGAUCCUUCUAUUCGCAAAUCAAUAGAUCGGAUAUUUACCAUAUGGGAGCAGAGAAGUGUCUACCCCGAGGAAUUGAUUGUGGACCUUCGUGCUGCUCUUGAUGUCUCCAGUGUGAAGUUUGUUAAUUGUCCCAGCAAGUCACUCAUUCCAAGGUCAGUGAGCAGUAAAACAAGAGUAGUUGUGAAAUCCAAGAUACUAGCUGAAUUCAGGCCUGCAGCACUGAUUGAUCAGCUGGGGUCAUACAAACAAGCUGAGGAUGAGCGGGAGUUCAAAGAGAAACAACUUGGGACACUCCGUGUGGAUGUCUGUAGCACAGAGACUCUGAAGAGAUUGAAAGAUCGUGCUGGAGGAAAACGAUUUUCCAAAGAUUUUGAAGAAUCCAGUUCUAAAUUAGAAGAUUUCUGUGCGGAGCUUGAGAGGGAGGUGAAGAAGACCCCACCACUAAUUGAAGCUCUAGAAAAUGCAGAAAUAUUCUAUGAGGCUCAGUACAAGGAGGUGAAGAUUGUGGCAAAUGCCUAUAAGACAUUCGCUAACAGAGUCAACAACUUGAAAAAGAAGUUGGACCAGCUGAAAACAACCCUUCCUGAUCCAGAUGAGUCUCCCAUUCCAUCUCCAAGCAUGGAUGCUCCAUCACCAACGGGCUCUGAGUCCCCUGUCCGCCCUACAGAGGAGGCUGUUGCAGAGCUGGUUGAAGAGAGCCCGAGGUCACCACUGCCUGAGGCUUCAGGUGAUAACUGUGAUGUUGAGGACAUGGAGCUUUCGGAUGACGAAGCUGCAGAAGCAUCGAACAUAAUAGUGGAAAGAGACGAGAAGAAAGAGGAAUCCAGUCCAAACACACCAGCAGCAAGUGCAAGCCCACAGCCAGAAAAGGCUUCAAUUCAAGCAGACAGCAGCACACAGGCAAAGGGUAGCACCAUAACACCACCCCUGGGCCUGCCAAACCUGGCAAAUAUCGACUUGGGCAAAAUUAGUUCUAUCCUUAGCAGCCUGACAACAGCCAUGAAGAACACAGUCAGCCCAGUGAUUGGUCAAACACCUGUUCCAGUGGCUUCUCCUGGAGCUCAGUCGAAUACUGGCCAAAAGGCCCCUGUUCAGAAGCCUUCUCCAGUUCCUCCCAAUCCUUUGGCAAGCAUCCUGUCAAAAGUUGAAUUAACUCCAGAGAGCAUCUUGUCAGCACUCAGCAAGAGCCAGGGGUCUUCCGCUCCUGCACUGCAAGGUCUCUCAUCAUUACUUCAGAGCGUGACAGCAAACACUGCUGUCCCAUCAAACAGCACAGCUCCAAGUAUUUCUACCCCGGCAGUGGCAAACAUCACCAGUCCAUUGGACAAAAACGUUCCCAUUAAUAAUUCCAGCACUCAGCCUGUGAUGCAAGGGCUGAUUAGUUGCUCUCCAAAUUCACCUGCAUCAGAAGUUUCCUCUGUUUCCUCAGUGAGCUCUGCCCCAGUAAACCAUAGUCCUGCCCUGUCCAACACAAGCCUGAAGGCACCUGCCAGCACAAAUGUACUUGAGAGUUCUCUUCGCAAUACUGCCUCUUCAUCAAGAGGAAACUUGAGCAGUCAGAAGGCACCUUCAGAGGCAGUUCCAGCUGAACCAGAAGUGCAGCCACCCUCACCAUCAAGUUUGGAGCUGAAAAUUCACAACUUUCUCAAAGUUAACCCAGGCUUUAAGGCUUUAGAUCUGAAUAUCCCUCUCCUGAGUAAUUUGGGCUCUAGUGACUCUAAGAGUCUCUUGCAGCCUUCAGAUGGAAGUCGUAAUCCCAGCAGUACCAUACUGGACAACCAGGAUGGCACGCCAGUCAGAGAUGAGAGAGGUGGAACUCCAACCCAGGAUGAAAUAAUGGACAAACAAGCAACAACAGGCACUAUAGAUCCAAUGUCCUUACUGUCUAAGCUAAUCAGUCCGCCCUCCUCUUCAACUAGCAGCACAAACUCUCCUCCACUUUCCAUGCCACAAAAUAUAGAUUCGGCUUAUUCAGAGAUUUCCAGUGCAGUGCCUUCUUACCAAAGCGAUACUUCAUAUAACCGUGGAAGGGCUUCAUUCCCUUCCUCCUACAAGUCCUCAGAGGUGUGGGAAGAAUCUUCCCCGAACAGAGACUCUCCUCAAGAGCAGUUUUAUGCGGGUGAAUCCUGUACUGAUUUUGAUUAUGCUGGACCACCGCUUUCUUCAGUUUCCAAUUUGUUGAAACAACCCCCAAAAUCUAUUCUCAAAUCAAACAAAGCAACAGAUCAGAUGCAGAGUCCCAAUGAAUACCAGUCUAUCUCUACCAGUUACAGUCGUCUCAAGUCUGUGUUCUCCAAACCCGUGAAAUCCAUUCUUAAGAAACAAGAAACUUAUGGCAGUAGGUCAAGCAGUAGCAAAGGCUAUAGGGAAGAUGAUCAGGGAAUUGAUCUUGAGAACCUUCCUUCAGCAGCUCACAACAAUCAGUUCUUUCGUUCAGAAUCUAAUAAUAUCAUAUUACAGCCUUCAUUCUCGGAUAUAUCUCGUACAGGACCACUUCAAAAAGCAUUUUCUGACCCGGUGUGUUCUACCCCUUCCCGACCACCUUCCUCUUUACAAAGUGCUGCAGCUGGUUCUUUUAGCCGCACAUCUGCCGCCACCAUUGAUAAAACUGUAACACUGGGCUCUCCAGUCUCUGCUACUUCAACCAUUGAGUUCAAGAACAUGUUAAAGAAUGCCUCGCGUAGGCCGACUGAUGACAAACCUCUAGAAAGCCCUAUUAGUCCUGUACCGUCAGUUGGCCUGAGCGAGAAAGGGAACCUACCAGUUUUUGGACAAUCUGGGAUUGCAGAGAAUGCAGAUGGAGAGCAGCAUUGCAUUGAGACUCGGAUAUCUACAUCAGAUUUACCUGAGAAUGUAGAGGAGAAAGGAGCCCCCAUAGAGACACUAGGUUCCAGUACACCAUCAGCUGGGAGGCUGAUGGUUGGAGAGCCUAUUCAGACUCUGGAUUCCAGCCGAGGGUCAGGUAGAGGCAGUAUGAGUCAUGGGAGAGGAGGGUCCAGGAGCAGUUGGUUUGAAGCUAAUGAAAGCAUUUCAGACUUUGAUGAAGAUUCCUCCUCUCUUGAUGUUUCUGAUAUGACUCAAGGUAUUCCUCCCAGUUUUAGAAGUCAGUUUGAAGAACACAGACUCCAGUUCACUGAGACGUCAAGCACCUACAGAUCCAACAGUUUCAGCAAUCCCUUUGAAAGGCAAUCUCAGCAGAUUGGACGUCAACCUGGCUCACGACACGAUCACAUUGGGCCAACACCUGUCUCCAGUCGAGACCACAUUGGGCAUCCAUCUGGGCCUCCUCCAGACCAUGUACUUACCCCAUGCCCCCCACAAGAUCACAUUGGGCCUCCUGUUCCUUUGAGGGAUAUUGGACUGCCACCAGGACCCCCAAGGGAUCACAUGAGCCUGCCCCCAGGUCCUCCACCUGAUCACUUAGGUCCUCCUGUCCCCCCACAGGAACACAUGGGUGCCUCGUCAAGUUCCCUUCGAGAACAUGGUUCAUUCCCUGGUUCUUCCCAAGACCACAGUGGGCCACCUCCCAGUUCCUCUGAGAAGAUUGGGCCACCAAGGGACCAUGUUGGACCACCACCUGGCACCCCUGUUGACCACAUUCCCCCACCAUCUGGUCCGCCUCCUGACCACUUUGGUCCUGGUCUACCACCUGGUCCUCCUCCAAGAGAUCAUCUUGGACCUCCUCCAGGUCCCCCAGUGCCCCCUCCUGGUCCACCUCCUCUGGACCACCUUGGACCACCUCCUGGUCCCCCUCCCCGGGAUCAUAUGGGGCCCCCUCCUUUACCCCCCCCUGGUCCACCACCAGGCCCUCCUCCCAGAGACCAUCUUGGCCCACCACCUCCUGUCCCACUUCCACAGGAUCACCUUGUUCCACCUCCUGGACCCCCUCCAAGAGAUCAGUUGGUCCCACCUCCUGUCCCUCCACCACAGGACCUCCUUGGUCCCCUGCCUGGUUCUCCUAGAGACCUCCUUGGCCCAUUAGCUGGGCCACCUCGAGAACUCCUUGGCUUACUUCCAUGUCCUCCAAGAGACUUCCUUAGCUUAACCAACAGGCCUCCCGUGCAAAGGUCUUCGAGAGAUUACUAUGGGCCAUCCUUUGGAGCCCAACAAGACUACAGUGGUCCUGGUAGGUUCUUCCAACGAGGGCCCCUAAGGCCUCGGGAAAGUUUUCAGAGUGGGAAGCGACCCAACCUCCAUUUUGGAAGUCCCCCUUUUGCCACUGCUCCCAAACGACCAUAUAUGCCUCCAAGGUAUUGAAAAUGGAAAGCAGCUGACAAGGUGAAUUUUCUGUACUGGGGAUUAUGUGAAACUCUUUCAUCUCUGACCCUUGAUCACUGAGCAGCUUUGUGGUCAUAGAGGCAAAGUUCAGCAUGGUGCUUUUAGGUCACCUAUAUGUCUUUUGUGUGCCAGUCUGUUCUCCCUUCUGAUUCUUUCACUUGCCUUCUCCAAUGUUGACCUGCUGUGCUAGGUCAAAGGUAUGUUAUGGUUAACAGUCACUACAGGGUCACUACAAACCCCUGCACGCCAGUGUUCCAUCAGGACUUAAGUCGUGCAUGGAAAGCGUACUAGGAAUGAGACCACCACUUACUUUUAUACAAAGUAAAACUUGUAUUGUUCCAAAAAAAUCAUUAUACGGUCUUAGCUGACUGUAGCUUCAUCAGACCCUUUCCUACCUUGUUGUUUUUAAAUUACACUUUUACUUUUGUACCAGUUUAUGUCAGGAAAAAAAAGUGGUUAAAUGCAAAUGGGAAAUGUCUCUGCCAUCAUUGCAAGUGUUGUCUGAUUGGUUGCGUGUAGGCAGGUUACAGUGCACACAUCAGAAACUGACAACAUACUUAUUUUGGCUUUAUGUCACAGGUGUCUCAUUUAGGGAGAACUACCUGUAGCUACAGAUGACUCCAGCGGGCAGAGCCAUUAACAUUACAAUACAUUGCCUGCUCUCUGGUGGCCGUAGCUAGUGCCAAUGACAAAAAUAUUUCCUAACAUUAUGUAGAUGCUUGCAUCUAUUGGCAUUGGCUCCUGCACAAAUUCCACAUUACUUCAGUGCAGGAGGUCUAUGUUUAAAAACAUCCCCUGCUUUUUGCAUGCCAUUUAAUAUGUUUCUCCACAGCAUCAACAAUGGAGUGUCUUCCCUUGGAAGUGCCAGCCAGCGCUGCUCGUUAAGAUGCCACGCAGAAUAUGAGGUGGAAUGAGAUUUGUAGUGCCCUGGUUGCUUCAUCUAAUAACUGGCUGAAAACACGACAAGAGUUCCACCAAUCCAAGCAAGAAGAUUAAAAUCACAGCAAGGAAGACUGGAAGCUGUGAAGUGUGCAGUGGGCAUAGUUCUCUAUUCUAGCAGACCACAAUGAGAUUUAUAAUGUUUCUAAUGACCAGAUAGUAAAAGGUUGAUACUUGUCAUUGGUCCUCAAGAAAAAAGAUGGAAUAAAUGUACCUUAGGCACAUAAUGAGCUUCUGUUUUUUUACAAUAGACUGACCAACCAUUGAUAUUAGGCUACAUAAAACUUAAUUAUUUGCAACCUGUUAAGAAUUUGAUUAUUUCUGUCCCUGGUAAUUGAUUAGCACAAACUAUCCAGUGUUUUUCCUUGCUCCCCCCCACCCCCCACCAUUUAAUUCAUUCUGUACCAGUCACUGUUUUGUCAAAAUGACCUGCUUGUUCUAAAGGAAAGCUUUGUUGAACAAUCCUUGUUCAUUGUUUCUAAAUUUAAAGAAAUAUAGGGGAAGGGAGGAAAGGAAACCGAGUGCGUGGAAAAAGCAUAGCAGUGGGCUGUGUAGUGCAUUGACUUCCCCCAAGUAAUAACUGGAAUAGGUUUGAAAAAGUGACUUUUAUGUGAUCAGUCCGUUUCAGAGCUCGUUUUUGCUUAAUUCAAGGUGGCUUUGAAGAAAUAAAAUGAAUCGAGGUGGAUACUGUGUAACCAGACUUGGUUCCAUACAGUCCAGUUUAUGCUUAUAUUGAAGACUGUGUUAGUAACUAAAUUCAGAGAUUUUUGAAAGCUUUAUCUAUAUGUGGAUAUACGCAUACACACAUAUUCACACAUUUUCUUGGUGGUUACUUUUCAGUUGAAAUGUAAUAUGUAUGUAGCAAGAGGAAACAAGAUCUUCUUUCCUGAAUUAAAAAGUAAAGAUCAAGUUCUCCAUUUAUUUUUCUUAAAAGUUUGUAACCAUUUAGCAAGUGUUACUAAUAUGACAUGGGUUUGGUGCAAAGUGAAGUUUAAGCUGUGAAUUCCCUUUUCAGUACAACUACUGAUAUGUCACCACUUGCCAUUGUUCAUGUUAAUGUUAUUUCACUGGAGGAAAGGGGUAACUUUAUAGAUCCAACAUCACUGCACAAAGGAACAUAUUUCAGUAAAUACAAUGUCCAGUUAACACACUUAAGUUGGGAAAAACUACGAGUGAAAAAUUUGCCUGCUUUUUUCAGAGAUAAUUCAUCUUUUGGAAAUGAAAUGUAGUUAAUAAAAAAAGAUAGUUUAAUUUUCUUGGGGAUGACUAAGGAAUCAGCAUUUUUCUGCAAAGUAAUGAGCAUUUGUGUACUUGAACAUUACAUAAGUGGGAGGGAUGGUGAAAUCUUUUUGAAGAUCUGUAUAAAUCUGCUGUUGUCUGCGUUUGGCUCUAUUGUAGUAUUUUUAUGCCCUGCCUAAUGUACAGAUAGAAAUUAAAACUGGCAUUUAAGGUAGCCUGGUACAUCAUUUACUGAAGUGCUGUAUUUCUAAAGUAAAGGUUGUGAAAUUGAUUUGUGUUUAUCACUUGCAUUUGAAAGACAAAGCACCUUAUGGGGACAUUGUCCAUUACUUGACUGGUCUUACUAGCUGAUCCUACACAUGAGUGUAAAAUUUGUAGUCGGGGGCAUGGGAAAGAUAGAGCAAACUACAGCUGCUUGCUUCAGUUGCAUAUUGCUGAACAGUUACUGAACUGGUCAUCACAUAUGGAAGGACCUAACUUUAAAUUAUACAGCCUGGAUACUCGCGUGUCAUUGUCCUCAACAACAGGAACAGGCUUACCACCAUAAAAUGGUGGAGUGAAAUCUCAUCGAAAAAAGAAAAGGCCAGGGCUUGAGAUUAAUUGCACCUUAAACAAAUGUGAAGUUAUCGGUAGUGUUCAUAUCCUUGUGAGGAUCUUGUAAGGGUAAAUCUGAGAAAUAUUCUACGUCUUGCACUAUGCACUGAUAGAAUACAGUCUAGUGUAAUCUUGAGAUGAAACCUAAAAUCAUAAAUAAUUUUCUGGAUUAAAAAUAAACAUUCUUGAGUUUUUGUAUUUCCACCACUAUGAAGAAUUGCAAAUAGUUGGGUGGAACCAGGUGACGGGGAUCAGUGGAGCCUAGCUAUGUGAUAUCAUUUCUUGAGCUAUAGAAUUAAUUUCCAUUGGAUUUCUGUUGGUAGCCAAGUCUUUUCAGGUGAUCUGUAUAAUGGAUUCACCAGAAUCAGCUUUUUUCCCCCCUGUACAUGAAAAUUGUGUUAAUUUAACAAAAGGGCCACUGUGGUGUGUUUUAAAAGGGGUAAUAAAUUACCUAUUUUUUAAAUGGCUGCUAUAAGAUACCUGAUAUUUUAGCUACCUCAUCAAAUCUCUGUAGACCAUGCCAAGGAAAACUGAUACUGAACAAAUCCCUCCCAUUAAUUUUUUGUUACCUUUUAUAAAAAAAAAGGAAGAAAAAGUGUAGUAGACUGAAAAAGUUCUAAGCAACAAUGUGAAGCUGUAAUCAAGGAGAUUUCAAAUUGUCAGUUUGCCUUCCAAAGCAAAUCUUUGGGCUUAAUGUACAGAAUAGGACUUUUAAAUUGCUCACUUGCCAUCUACUACUAUUAGUUAUCUUUGGUUCUACAGGUCCAAUAAGUUAGGUUUUGCUUUUACACACAAAACGCUGGAGUAACUCAGCAGGUCAGGUAGCAUCUAUGGAAAAGAGUAAACAGUCGACAUUUCUCGGCACAAAACAUCGACUAUUUACUCUUUUCCAUUGAUGUUGCCUGGCCUGCUGAGUUCCUCCAGCAUCCUAUGUGUGUUGCUUUGAUUUCCAGCAUCUGCAUACUUUGCUGUUUUAGGUCUUGCUUUGUUGGCAUCUCUGACCUGAUCCAAGGCUUCCUGUUGGAUUUCCCAUAUUUGGCACGGCUUUGGUCUUGCUAACAUUGAAGUUUUGUUUCCAAAUAUUGGAAUGAAGUUGUUACUGCUAAAGAAAAUUCCAUUUCUAAUCCUCUCAAGAUGUAAUGAAGAAUUUGCCAGCAACACCUAAAUGUUUUGCUUAUCUGGAGCCAUAACUUUUAUUCUUACGUGUAGGUCUCCAAUUUAUAAAUUAUUUUCACAAUUUCCUUCAUAUUCAAACUAUUAGAUUAAUGCCAAUAGGACAUCAAUAGCAUCCUAGAUUUCAGCCUGCUUUGCUCAUAGGAUAACAGGACAUUUUGUUUCCAAGUAUUACUUCCAUUUUCAUUAGUGAAUCUGCAAUGAUUGUCUAUUCUGAAUAUAUUGAGAUGGCUAUCAUUUGGAAUUCAAAGUAAUAGAAUUUUUUUUUCCUACAAGUUUUCAAUGUUCCUCUAAUCCUUGCAAAGAUCUUCACUGACUGUAUUACAAACCUCUGAAGAAACCAGUUAAUCAUUUCUUGAUUACACUUUGUCCACUCUGGAACAAAGACUUACCCACCUUUAUUAUUUUUGUGGGAAGUUACACAUCAAUUGUUUGGAAAUUACAGUUGUGCUAAAACUGGAACAUUGUUGUCACCUAUGAUGUCCUCAAAGCUGGGCUCUGACCCAUAUUUUUAUUUUGAGAUCCUAGGUUUGGUCUGCCUUAAGAGAUUUUGCAGAUUUUCUUGACAUCAAGUCUUGACCUUUUCUAUUGGCUGUUGCUUUUGAUAAGGAACACUUGAGUUGCAACUCAAGUUAUCCUUCGUCUUGAAAUCGGAAGGACUCUUCUUUCCAUUGAGAAACUUUGAAAGCUAUCUAGCCAAGCAAGCCUUCAGCGUUUUUUUUUUUGUGUGUGAAGAUUAUAACAAAGUAUUUCUUGAACCUUCAGUUGGAAAAACCUUUUCUAAGAUAUUUUUUAAAAGUUCACCUAUUUACUGAAAGAGGUCCUGCAAGUUGGAUUGACAUCCAAGACUGACCUAAUUCCAGGAUUUGUUUUGUGAGUGGAAAGACAAUGUGUUUUAAUUGCUGGGUUUAAAACCUCACCAAGUUUAAGUCCAUUUUUAUCUGAAAUUGAAAGUAUACCCAUCUUAAUACCUCUAUAAUAUGGCCAAUUUAAUAUGCGGACACUAUACCUUGACAAGUACUGAUGGCAUUGUGGCUUUUAUUUCACAUGGGCUCCUCUUCAUGGGUAAAUUGAUGUCGCAGAUGAGCACCAUUCAAAUAAAUGAAGAUGAGGAUCUAAUUACAAAUAAAUUAAUGAACAAAGAUGUAUAACAUCACUGUAAACAAAUAGAACAUUCUGAGAGCACAGUUUCAUAAAUGUAUACACAUUCCUAUGUUUUAGUUUGGAAAUGUUCUACUGCAACUUAAUGCUCCAGUAAGUCUGGAUUGUUUCUAUGUCCAAGCUAUUCGCUGAUGACCUUGUUGGGCUCUCAGUGUUUUGUGGGGGGAAAAAAAGGUUCUGUUCAUUCAUAUAUUGAGUAGCUUCCAAUGAUCCUACUGAUGUCUUCAGUGUACUUAAAUGCUUGAUAAGUUUUUCUGAAUGUUGUGGGUCAUAGCUCUUGUAGCCAGCAAUAUUUGAUGAUUGCUUACAGGUUCAAUUAGGUCACUAACCUACAUUGUCUUACGGGAAGCUAGAAAAUGUUCUUGGACUACACUUUAUGCUUCCCGGACAUAAAAUUGAACAAAUUCUACCAGGUGUGCAAAGUUGGAUGUUCCAUUUCUUACAAGGAUGAGAAAAGUAAAGAUUGUUCACUUUUCUAUUAUAUCCUGUUGCAACUAGAGGUAAACGUCCUCUUCUUGGUAAAUCCCAUGCUAUGCCACCAGCUUUCUUUUCCAUUCAAACCCCCAUCUGUGUAUAAGCUUUGUCGGAUACGAAUUUUCAGGGUUUUUCCAUUAUCCUGAAGCUGGCUUUUUCAAAUUUGUAUUGUCCAUUCUUGCAGAGCUUUGGCCUUGACCUGUGUGAGAUUAUCCAUGUAAGGUAUACUCUCUAGCUGGUACCAUGGGUAUCAGUGAAGAUCCUUGAGUUACAACUAGCUGCAAGAAGCACCUACGUAUUAGACCAUGGCUACACCAGCUCAUCAUGUUCACUUAACAGGUUUAACCUCAGUAACACUGCUGGUUAGAUAAAAAAUAACAUAGUGCCUGUUUCUUGAUUUUUUUUUUCUGUUAGGCAUGUAUAAGGGCAGUGAAAUUAUAAAAUGGUGACUCGAAAUUGGAAAGUUCUUAUUGCACUGUUUCUUCUCUAUUCUGGUUUCAGAAUUGCUAGCAGUUUUGCAUAUUUUCUAACAUUACUGUUAACCAUUGAGUAAUUAUCUUCAAAGAAAUCUGGAAACGGAUUUACAGUGACGUGUACUUCCUUGACAAUUCUUUGGAUUGAACAUGCCUCUUGUUUCUAUUGUGGUUUUUGAGAGUUCUGAAUCCAGAACUAUGUACAACCGCUUCCUGCAACAUCUCCCGCCUUUUUCUUUUGAAUUUGCUCAUAAUCUUCAUGUGUUGCCUGAAAUAUUACACACUAUUAUUGGCGUGAAUGUUGACUAUAUUGUCCCUUUUAGAGUGGCUGUCCACAGCAAAUUGUUACAGUUUCUGCCAAUUCAUCCAACACAACAUGAUUUAUGGAGCGAUGCUGCAGUUAUCUUUUGGGAAUAAUCACUCAAGACAGAAAUGAUAUUGAGAUAACUAUAUGGUAGACACCAUUGUCAGAGGCAAAUUUAAAAUUAAAUGGACCUUUGUGAAAGUCUACUUAGAAAUGAAGUGGAACUUAAGUUUAUUUUGGCUGAUGAACUUACAUUUUUUUAAAAAGACGAUUGCAUUGAAACCUUUAUUUAUAAAGUUUAUUCGAGCAUAUUCCUCAUAGAAUCCCAAUGAAUUGGGAUAAAAUUCUCUGCAUUUUAUGCCACUUUCAUUUGUUUCUUAAUUAUGGCUUUACCUGAUUAUCAUAGUUACUCAAAAACCUUUCCAACAUGUGUUGUCUUAUUUCACAUUAUAGAAAGAUAAGCUUUGACUCUAACUUGCAUCAAAGGAAGGCCAAGAAAUCAGGAGAUCAAAGCAUUUUAAGUAAAUUUGCAUUAUUUGCUGCUACUUUGUUUUCAUUUACACUUCUAUGGUUUCCCAAUGGCAUGAACAUUUUCUAGCCCAAAAUAUUGGUGCAUUCUGUCCCCAAACUACAUUGAUCUCAGUGCUGUUAUUACCUCAUUAUUUUUAUCAUUUUAAAAAUCUCAGGCUUCAAUUAUGAGCCUUUAUCUUUGAAUUAGAACUAUAAAAUGAUUUAGUAUUCAAUUUUCAUAGCUAUUUUAAAUUCUUAAAGUGCCUUUUGGUGCAGUUGGCACAAGUUGAUUCUUGUGUAUGGCCAGCAUAUCUGGUUUAUUGAAUGGAAUAAUGUCAUUGCUAUCACAGGGAAGUUCUCUAGACCACGUGUAGUACUUUGCAGAUGUUGAAACACCUUUUCAUGGAUUGUAUUCUCAUCCUCAGGAGCGGAGCUGGUCACACUUUAAAUAGUUUUGCUUCUCUGACGGGUCACUGAAACUCCCUUGUGUUUCCUGAAAGAACAAUAAUAUUAGCAGUAUGGUAUGGUGAUGAUAGUAGCACGUUGCCCUGUGUUGAUCUUUAAAGACCCACUGAACCCAAUAAAUAUUGUCUUCACUUACUGCAAGAUUAUACUUGAGAAGACGAGUAUUAAUACAUACGAAUUAGUGCAUACUACAUCCAA
This is a messenger RNA of Mobula hypostoma (lesser devil ray), 12368 nucleotides long. RefSeq names its product regulation of nuclear pre-mRNA domain-containing protein 2-like. Gene Ontology annotation, molecular function: RNA polymerase II complex binding. The transcript is spliced from 11 exons. Lineage: Eukaryota; Metazoa; Chordata; Chondrichthyes; Myliobatiformes; Myliobatidae. The record is from RefSeq and is a predicted model, not a curated record. The coding region runs from base 258 to 4817 and encodes 1519 amino acids. Gene Ontology annotation, biological process: mRNA 3'-end processing.